Molecule: messenger RNA, 7771 nt
Organism: Lethenteron reissneri (Far Eastern brook lamprey)
Lineage: Eukaryota; Metazoa; Chordata; Hyperoartia; Petromyzontiformes; Petromyzontidae
Gene: SH3BP5L
Product: SH3 binding domain protein 5 like
Biological process (GO): intracellular signal transduction
Cellular component (GO): cytoplasm
Molecular function (GO): protein kinase inhibitor activity
Source: RefSeq, a predicted model, not a curated record
ACCAAAUCGUGGCUUGUCAAGUUUUGUUGUGGGAACUGCAACAUUGUUUGUUUACGCAUUCAAGCGCUCGCACGCGAAACAAAACACCGGGCAGAGUUCCCAAACUCUCAUUCUCCCGGGAAUUUCUCGGCGCCCUGGGCUUUUCUCAAGGCGCGGAAACCAAAUGACACCGGCCGUUCCGCCAGCCGCGGCCCCGCGUUCGGCAGCCGGCUCCCUCCUAGGCCUUUAGCCGAGGCCUUGCCCGCCGCCUCGCCCUCGCCUGGAUUCCCUGCGGGGAUUGGGUGACCCCGGCUCGGUCGAGACCCUCGGGUCCGCAAGGUGCGGGAUAGGCAUGGCGUGAGGCGGCGGUGAAGGUGGCAAAGGCGGGCGAAGCGAGGCGAUGGCUUCUGCUACUGCCUCCUCUUCUGCUGCUGCUGUGUCCGCAGCAGAGGCGGAGCGAGGAGCCGCGGACGGUCUGGACCCCAGGAUCAAGGAGGAACUGGAGAAAUUAAACCAAGCAAGUGAAGAAAUCAAUGAGCUGGAAGUAAAACUCACAGCUACCAGAGCUGAGUACUGCAGGGUUCUGUCUGAAUCGGCCAAGAAGCUAAAUGUGUGCGCAACGAAGUUGGGCAGCUGUGUGGAGCGGGCACGGCCUUAUUAUGAAGCCAGACGGCAAGCCAAAGAGGCCCAGGCGGAGGCACAGCGCGCUGCACUGCGGUACGAGCGCGCCGUCAGCAUGCACGCCGCCGCCAGGGAGAUGGUGUGCGUGGCCGAGCAGGGCCUGGCCUGCAGGGGCGGCACCCUCGAUCCAGCCUGGCAAGAGAUGCUCAAUCAUGCCACCAUAAAGGUGAAUGAUGCAGAGGCCGACCGCCUGCACAGUGAGAGGGAACACCAAAGCCGGGCGCUCCGCUCCCAGAAUGCCGAGCGGCACCUGCAACAGCUGGCAUCGUCGCUGCGCCGCGUGGUGAUGAAGUCGCGACCGUACUUCACUCUCAAGGCGACGCUGGGAACUCAGCUCGAGGAGAACAAAUCCAACGUGACGUCGCUGGAAAAGAAGGCCCGCGAUGCCAAAGCUCGCUAUGCAGCCGCCCUGCGGAGCCUUGAGAAGAUCAGUGAGGAGAUGCACAAAGAACGGCAGCUUCGGCCCCAGCAGCAGCAGAAGCAGCCGUCCCCGCAGCCCGGCCAGCUGCCGACCCAGCAACAGGAACCUGAUCAAGAGAACCAGCAAAUCAAUCAACAACACAGGCAUCAAGAGCUGCCAAAUGACCUUCAGCGAGACUGGGGGCAAAGCGCCAAACAGAACAACGACCGACAGCAGGGAAACGGUCAAAGCCAACAGGAGUCGAUCGAUAAUCGGCAGCAGACAUCCGUGCAAAAGCAAAUUCACAGAGGAGAGUGUGCACCACAAACACAGAGCCGGCAGCAAACCCAGUCAUGGAAAUCCAGCAAUAAGGAAGCAGGAAGUCCUGGCGAUGGAACUGCAUCCCCGGAGUGGGAUUCCCAUGAUCCCCUGGGUGUUGCUCCGCUCUCCGCCGUUCCCACCAUCAAGCUGAGCCGCGCGGAGACAGGCGCCACCUCGGAGUCUGGUUCGGAUGAGGAUUUCAUCGAGGCGGUGCAAGUGAACGUGCCGACGCUCACCUGCGUUCCAGAGCUCGAUGCCGUGGGCGAAUUUUACCUGCCGGAAGACGAGGUGGAGGAGGAGGAGGAGAAGAACGUUGUGCAGUGGGAUGGUCUGCCACCACGGCAGGGCAGGAAGCAGCCAGAGCGAAGUGUACGCGAUGUCUUGGGGGCGGAGGGCCAGGCCAUGCCCCCGCUAUUCCGGGACGGAUCGGAAGGUGGCACUACCCACUCCCUAGCGGCGCUCAACGCCCUCCGCUCCGACGCUGACCUGGAAUUCGCGCUGAGCUUCCAUGCCGCGGAAUCGGAGCUGGCGCUGCCACCGGACACGUGGCCCGAGCCAGACGGCGACUCGCUGUCGCUGGGAAGCCUGCGCAGCUUCGCAUCCGACCUGCAGAAGUGCGACUCGGUGGAUCACCUGGCCGGGCUGGCCGACACCCUGAGUCUGUGUGGGAGCGACGGAGGAGCCGGGCCGAGGGCAGGAGGUGAGGGGCGAAGAGGGACAGGGACGGCGGUGUCGACAGAGGCACAGGCGGCCGCGGCCGCAGGGGGCUCGGCACUCUGGGUGCGAGGGAGCAGUAAGCAGCACCAGCGCAGCAUCAGCAUGUGACUGCGGUGGUCGGUGUUUCGACAGUACAUGCAAUUGACCCUGGAGGGUGAGCGUGUGAGUAAGUAAGGGGGGUUACCUAUCAAGACAACAAGUGUCUCCGUGUUCAAAUGAGUGUGGCGUGGCACUCCUCCAUUGGCUCUUCAUUGCUGAUUGUGGAAAUGCUGCAUUCCUUUGUCAGCCCAGUCUCUGCUGAUGACUUCCCACACACAAGUGCUCAGCUAAUUGACCCAGGAGCCAUGGUAAGGGCAGUGUGCUCAGUUGGCCCUGGGCAGCUAGAAUUUGAAUUUUACAACAUUUUCAUUGAUAAAUUGAAUGCUCUGGAACAAGCACAACCAGGCUGGAUAUGUAGAGAGAUUAUUAUUGAAUUAAAAUACCAAAUUAAUGAGCAAUGCGGCAGUGCUUAUCUCCUUUGUUGGCGCCCCCUGAGUCAGGGGUGGAAACUUUACUUUUUUGCCGCAGGAUUUAAUCUCGGGCUGUCCACAAAGCGCCCACCCACCUCAAUCAACCCUGAUAGGAUGAAGGACUUUCUAAAAGAGAAAAGUCUCUAGCCCUUGAACUGGCUGCCUGCCUGCCCCUCUUGAAAUUUAAGCUUGAGUGGAAGAAGGGGAGAAGGAAGGUAGAGGUCGGAGUCAGCAGUGGAGAUGACUUGGGGAGGGGCGGGAGGGCGUUCCACACAAUGCGGACAACAGAAUAGUCACUUUCUGUGCAGCACUAAUCAUCUGCCCGCUCGUUUGAACACUGAGACACGUGUAUUGAACGCAUGUGGGACGACGGCCUGAUUUGCAAAAUCACAAUGUGUGUGUGUCUACGUGGAAACGAGCCCUUUUUGAGUUGUCCUCUGCUUUACUUAACGCUGACCCCCUAUAUCACGUGCACUCCAAUAACACUACUGAUAAGCGUUUAAUGCUCUGUGCGCAACCAACAUUGUAACGCUAUUCGUAUCGCCUGCUUGACGGCUAGGGACGAAUAGCAAAUCGUACUAUUUAAAUAACGGGUCACUGCUGUCAUCCAUCAAGUAUCGGAUGUCUGAAAGAGUUAUUAUUUGGAUUUUGCUGGUGUGCAAUGCCACUUCUAGGUGUCUGGGGGUAUGUGGGGUAAAUGUCUGUGUCCGCGUAUGCAUGAAAACAUAUUGUACAGCACUGGAAUUUGAUAUGCAGCAAGCUUGGCAGCUUGAAUGUUAAAUAUAACUUAUUUUUUGUAAGCUAUUUUUUUAUAUUAUAUCAAACGCAUAGAGAACAAAAUAAUUUAGGCUUAAUUUAAUAACCUACUAAGUGGCGUUUAGUUGUGCAUUUUACAUAUUCAACUUAGCACCUGUGAAUAUAUUCGAAAAUCUAUCGAGUUGACUAAGAUGGCGCAGAAUACUCGGUGGUUGUCAUACAGCAACUGAGGUGGCACUACUGGAAUCCAGAGUUUGUGUGUCUCACCUGUGAUUGAAAUGGGCAUUCUCAGUUCUAGAGAGGUGAUGAGGCUCAAUCUGACCAACAAAUACUGCAUAAAAAUAAAACUCAAUAAGUGCGGUCUAUGGUCAAUUCUUCAGCCAAGCUCCGAUUAAAAUCUAAGCACUCUUUGUAAAACGUGUAAAGGAGGAGAAAUCUCGCUUUGAGUGGCAGAGGCUGAUUGAAGUAGUUCAGUUAUAUCUCUCCGAGGGCUGUUCUGGGAUGUGAUCUUCUGCCGGCUAUUUGAAUUUCAGAAGAAUGCUUAUUUUGUCUCGUGUCAUUACCGUACUGUGAUACGUAGUCAUAGAAAAUACAUUGUUUUGUAAGUGGAGCGAGUUGUACAUAGAACAUGAUCAGUCUUAACUGAAGGUCCACUCUACUAUGCGUUUCACAUGAGAGCCAUCGCCACCCGUGUUGAGAGUGAACUUUGCCUGGAUACAUUGCCUUAACCAGAGUGUAUGGCGCUGUGUGUGUACGUUGGUUGGUCGGUCUCUCGUGUGGGUAUGAACAACACCAGCGUUGCUAGAGCCAACUGAUAUUGAGUAGCAGAAAAUGUAUCGCAUAACUUUCACUGAUGCUGCCCCCCCCCCUCCCUAUGACUAGCACACUGGACUUGCAAUCCAGAGGUUACCUAUUCGAUCUCACACAGCUGUUAAACAGAGGGCAGGUUUCUUAAACCGCCCUCCCCCCCCAGGCUCUGUCCACCCAGCAGUAUAAAUGGGCGCACCACAGUUGAUCGGCAGGUCAUGUGUGGUGGGUAAAGCGUGGGUAUCCCCACCUCUUCCAAGACGUGUGGUCAGUAUGGAAGAGUAGGAUAAAAUACCGUACAAGGGGACUAAUAGAGCUGCUCCCCUUAGAGGAGUCGCUUCUACCGACAGUGGUGUGAGCACGAUAUUGCAACAACAACAAAGAUAUAAUUGAAUGCUCGAAAUCAAAAUAGGUGUUUAAAGGUCAAAGUGUCUCUAGCUCAAACUAACGUGACGUGACACUCGUCUCUAUCGUAUGUAUGUUGAACUUAUUUUGCACCGUAUGUAGCCAAGCGUGCUGUUGGUGGCCCUCAGCCAGCAAUGGAAAUCCGACAUUGUUAGCCUGCCACAAAUUGGUACACACAGACAGACGAUGGGCUGAGUUGAACUGCUCUCUGACCAUACUCUUUGUUUUUUGCGGUAAAGUCACGUAGGCUAAAAAAUUAAAUAAUGUAAAAUGAAAACAACUCAAUUAAAUCACGACGUUUCGGGCACAACACAAGCUGUCCGUCUUCAGGUGGGGACAAAACACAGCGAAAGAAGAAUCGCUUAAGUAUGCCGUGUUGCGCCCCAAACGUCGUGAUUUAAUGUAGUUUUCAUAUUUAUUUUAUUUUUUACCUACGUGACUUUACCGAAAAAACCAAAGAGUAUGGAUCCUUUCAGUCACGAAAACAUGAAAUCUAGAACUGCUCCCUGACCGUUUGUUGAAAUGAAAACCUUCCAACAGCUCUAGACACGGUGGUGCCUGGGUUUGUUACUAAAAAAAUAGCUGCGAUUUAACACAAGGGUGGUUUAAAUAUAUAUUUAUUUUUUUGCUUGUGUUGAAUGUAGUGUAUUGUGAGUUCAAGUAGCUGUGCGCACUUUUACACGAUAGGUAAUACGUGGUUUGUGCUUUAUGUUCUGGACAGAAAAAUGUAGAAAGUUUAACUUAAAUAUAAUUGUAUUUUUUAUGUGGCUGUCAAAACCUGGCAUGACCGAACUACUGAUUCAUUAAUCUUACGCCUUACGCACUGUGCACUCUUGGGUAAUCAUGCAUUGCUGUAAUCAGAUUCGUUUUGCUCAGCUGGAACUGAUUACUUAUGAGGAUGACUCUCAAUUACAAAUAAUUGAAAGGUAGUUAAAACUAAUUGACAUGGGGAAAUGAUUGUGUCAGCAGCUUGGGUUAAUAAAAUCCAUAAAUGACGAUAAAGCCCCACCAUCGUAACAGGGCUAAGCUGUAAAACUACGAGUUUCAAAUAACACACGCACAGACACGUGUACUCGGCACACGAGUGCGUUAAGCAAAAAUCAGUCGGCAUUUCCUGCAGUAGUGCAUUGUGGUCCUCUUGUCCUAGGUCACUGUCAAAAUAAAUGUGAGUACACGUGACCGGACUGACUUAAUUUAUUCAUUAUUAUUUUUGUUACGCGCACAAAAUGAGCCUGAAAGUCUGAAAGUAUGUAUAAUGUAUGUUGAACUUCGUUUGCAUCGUACUUAUAGCCAACCGUGCUUAAUCGGAGGUGCGAAAAUACACUCCGUGGUCACAUCUAACCGUGGAAGUGGAGACGUACAUGGGUUUCCGCAGGCAGACUUCGCAGCAGAGAGCAUUUGUGACGACUGUACCGAUGAGUCCGAAAAUGACAAAACCGGUCCACAGUUUGUCUAUCGCUGCGUCGGUGCUGCCUGUCAUUCGGUCACAUUUGCUCAAAUGUAUUCGGUUGGUGACCUCUUAAGACAAGAGCCACAGUGCAGUUCUGCAGGAACUGUCGGUGGCUUUCUUGCAUACGCUCAGAGGCAUGGCGCUGUUUGCAGGUGGUGCCGUGUUCUUUUAAACUUUAGCUGAUGCAAGGACGGCAGUGGUCGGGUGAAGACGGAAUCCACCACAGGCUGAAAUCUAAUUAGAGUGCUGUUGGGUUGACAUUAACGACAACAUAUUAGAAUUGAACAAGUUAAUUAUUAUUAUUAUUAUGUUCAUUUGAAAAUGCUAAAUAUGAGAUUAUUGUUACAUUGCUUCUAAAACAUGGAGCAAUCAGUCGACAGACUGAUUAUAUUGCAUCAGCCCCAAUUCUGACCAAUAUACAUCCGGUUAAUAUAUAUACUGCGGAAAUCAAAACACAUUGUACAACGUGAAUCAAUCACUGUCGCUGCACUAAUAAUAUAAAAUGUGUGUGUGGGGGCUACGGCGGCAAAUAAAUACUAACGGACUACGUAAUCAACCGUGACGCUUAUGCACUGUGUCAGCAAAGGUAUCACCUUCUCAAGUGACAGCAUUAAACAUUUAUAUAGACUGCAUUGACGCGGCAGUCAAAAGCGAUGCCGUGUAUGACCAUAGUGCUCAACGCUAGCGCACACUUUUUAAAGGCCCUCGCACACCAUACAGGUGUUCUUCUAUAGGCGUAGCCACUGCCAGUGACUUCGUGUAUGCCCCGUAGCACACGUGGUGCCGUAUAGCCGGUGAUCUUUUAAAGCAGAUAAAAAUGGAACCGUUACAUUUGUUGUGAACAUCAACUCAUUUGACGUCGGUCUUUUGCUGCUCUUAGCAAUUGUUGGAUGGUGGUUUUCUCAUGGAAAUCCUACAUUGCCAUGAAAUGUGGCCGGUCCCUGCAUUGAUAUGAUCACUCUUGAUUUAUGCUACUGUUGUAGGUACACGUACAGUAAUUUGUCAGUCCACUGCUGGAUGAAGGCCUCCCCACACUGCAAGCUAUGAGGGGGGGGCAUUAUAUUUCACGUUACGUCUACUACCACCACGCUGGUCCAUGUAUGUUGACGGAAAUGGGGAGCAUAGAUGAGGGAACAUAGACGUGCAGUACAACAUUGCAUUCUGUUGCGCCACAUUCUACUGACCACCAUGUAGCACAGCUCCGCAUCCGCCAAUGACAGCCUGGCAAGCGUGGGUGGUUGUCUAUCCGAGUAUUAUCUCGGAUCAAACCCUGCUUAGCUUCUGAGAUGUGACAAAAUUGGGUGCAUUUUCGUCACAUGCUUUUCGGGUCGAUGGACUUGCCGGCAUUGCACCACGUUGAAUGGGCAAGCAGUCAGCCACACUAACGACUGUGAGCCCGUGCAGCGCUCGGUUGAAAGUUUGUUUCGAGUCGUGCUAAGCCUGGAACUUUAAAUGUGUAAAUUGUUCACAUUUAUUUGCACCAAUGUUGGACGAGUGUCCACAAACACUUAAUGUUUAAAAUAAGACUACUGAAGCUGGUGUCUGCUGCUGGGCUACGGCGAUAAAGUGUGAUUGCACGUGCGCUUGAUGUACAAUGACAUGCGUGUACGUGUGUAUGAUCAUACGUAAAGUGAAUGUAUGCAAACGUGUUGUGCGUCUACGUGUAGUGAGUUUACCCGAAAUGUAUGGCAAAGUACAUCAUGCGUAUGCACAAUAGAACAAUAAAGAAUGUUGUUGCAUUUUUUA